GGCCAUAGGAGUUUUGCUUCUCCAAGUUCGAGUUUUUUUACAAAAGUAUCGCAUAGGAGUAAAACUGGGUCUUUCCCGACCCCAACCCCAAUUCCUUUCGGCAGGUAAGUAUGCAUCCUUUGCCACCCUAUCAGAAAAGCGGACCGAUUCUUUUUGCGCUGAUCCGUUCAGAGGUAAAAUACUGCAAKAUGUGCCCAUGUCAUUUUCUUUCAGAGCAGCGGAAGACGGCUGUGGCGUUACCUUUUUAAGUGCUGCUUUGUUYGAGGACGUAGUGCUGUGGCCCAUUCUUUUCAUAUUAUCAUUUGAWGCGAACGRAGAUGACUUGGAUUCUACCCUUUUCUGCGAAGUUUUUUCUUGAACCAGUAUCUUACGAACGGAGACCGAUCUCUUUUGCGGYGCUAUUUUCCCAGGUGCAAUACUACGACACACAGCAUUUACGUUCUGUUUGAAAGUGGCAGGAGGAGGCUUUGAYGGUGCUUUCUUUCGCGUCAUUUGAUCUUCGGUUUUAUCACUGCAGUCCAUGCGAUUAUCGUUCUCUUCUGAAGCUACACGAGACGGCUCAUAUUUUUUCUUUCUCUUUUUCUCUAAUGUUUCGUAAUAUGUUUUGUGCUCAAUGUUUACCCUAUCUUUGGAAACGUAGUGUUUGUUCUCUUCAGUGAUCCAAUCUUUAAAAAUGUGGCGAAAAGUAAGUCGCAGAUAUUUUUUUGUGUAGGGAUCCACGAUUCCCAAGUCGYCAUCAGUAAAUUUCCUCACACCUAGCAUCAAGUUGUAUACUGUGCGGUAGAUCAUGGCAUUCUUUAGGGGAUCACCUGAGAGCAGAAGCCUUCUUCGAAAUCUAGCUAUUGCAAAGAUAACAGGGACCACUUUGUCGAAGUAAAUCCUACGAGGUCGGCUACAUUGAAAAUCUCGCGCUUCGCAGAGCCACCGGUUAAUUUUCCUGUAUAUGCAAUGUCCGAAUUCCUCCAGAUCCCUGAUGAUUAUCUUGGUCAUGUUAUAGAYAGUACAUCGCACUAUAAGACUGUAGCAGAACUUGUCAACAUCCUCCUGGGAUAACUCCGAAAGCGCACGAUCGCGUUGCUCUUCAGUGAGUUGAUUCACUUUAGUACAACCUAACUCCUCCAGUUUGCCAGGGAUUCGCUCGAGAGCAUGCCCAAUAGCUUGAUUGGGCACUAUGAUAAUGUAGUCAUCCCGGGAUUCACAUCGUGCGUCUGCAACAGCACCUGCAGCCAAUGAUGCCUUAGUAGAGAGUUCCUUCAAAAGAUCGAUUCGGAUUUGGUAAGGGGAGCUUGUUUUUGAUCUCUUGUUCGAGCCUUUAUUGGAUGGUGUCGCCUCGUCCGUAUCUGCCUUGCGCUUGUUUUCGCUGGAUGUAUAAGGGAUGAGUGCGGCGACCCUCGCUGAAGACUGUCUGCGGCGUUUUGGGAUCGAUGCAUUCAUCUUUGAUUUUCGUCGUUGUGUCUUGCAAUGCGGACAAAUGGAUUGUUACAUAUCCAAACCGUUGCAAUCUCGGUACAACACCGUGCACGUUGUUCCUGAACCAUGUACAAGAACCACAUAAAGUUGCUCAAAAACCAAGAAUAUUCGUCUCUUUUUUUUUCUUUCAAAAGUUGGCGCGAAUCGAAAAUAUUCGACUUGAUCGAAUAAUAAGAUGUGAUCCCUCAAAUGAUUUCUCUUCCCCUCAAAGAAAACAAAAAACUAAUUGCAUUCCAAGCCAACUUCCCGGGACUCYCCUARGUAGUAAAACUAAGAUAAAACCGAUCUUGCCGCAGGUCACYUAACGAGAACGUGCUCCAAAUCCAACCUGGGACUUCAAGUCUGGUCGCGCUUCUUGUCCCAACUGAAGAUUGAGUCUGUUGGAAACAGGUCUGGGAGCCAAUUUAUGAUCGCACUCGCGAUCAAAAAUAAAAAUUUCGACCGUCGAAAUUUUCUCGUGAUUAAGAAAAUCUAAACUUCGAAAAAAACCGGUGAUUUGUGAAGGAUCUUUUGCGGCAACAUGAUGUCAUGACAGCCAUCAAAAGAACAAAAAAUUCUAUUCUCCCUCCCCUGGCUCUCUACUCCAUGUUCACAAUCCAGUAUUUGUAACAUUGGUAUCCCGAAUCUCGACUUGUUUUCAUCAUUCGCGACACAUCAAACUUCGGUGGAAAGUGUAAAAUAAUGCCUCCCUUCCGAGCAGAAAAAGACGAUGAUUUCGUCGAUCGCCUCAUCUUCAUACCCCCGAUCAUGUCCGAAAGGGACCGUGAUAUCUGCGAUACAGACACCUUCAGCACGGCAACUACGUUGUCUGCAUCUCUCAAGAGGAAAAGAAUCCGAAAAGAAUCACCGCCUCCGUCUUCCUCUAUUCUUGACCAAUUCAUGAGCUUKGUUCCGUGCGUAGCACGAAGUGAUGACAAUCCGUUUCGAGUAGCAAUAGACGAUGGCAUCUUCAACUAYUUGGCAAUUCCGAAGGUCCCAAACCCUUCGUCGGCAAUCUCGAAGGUUCGAAAUUGGAACCUAUGCGGUCAGGGGUGCAACAAGAUGGAUGGAUAUGUUGUCAAGGAAGUUUUCAGCGAUGGAGGGCAAGAAGAGGGAGAAGAAGUCGMUAUUGUUGAUUUUGUUGACUUUGUUGAAAGAAGUAAACUCUAUAACGAAGAUUGGUGUGCCAAGCGCAACGCCUAUAGAGCUGMACAUUCCAAAUUGUACUCAACGGUCAUGCACGACCUCCUGCAAUACUUUCGUGCCAUUGAGGAAGAAGCUGCAGACAUAGCUACCGUGAAAGCAAAUACCGAACGGGAAACAGUGGAGGAAAAAAAAAUCGAGGAUCGAUUAAAACGCCWAGAAAACUCGAUYGUUACCGGUUCAAAGCCCCUGAGAAUCCGGAAAACAAUAGGGUACGUACUUCGUGCAUUCAAUGAGACAAUGAAAAACUCGUUUUCAUUCAAGAACUGUUUCUCCAAUUCAACAAGAUGUAUGCCAGAGCAAGUAUUGCUAUUACCGAAGACGACGCAACCGAAGAAGAAAUUUUCCUCUCGGCRGAGCACUCUUGGAAAUUUCUCUACCUGUGUGAGCUUCGAGCAGCUACUACCUGAAGUUCAGAAUYGUGACGAGAUCAAUUUCAGUGCUGAGAACAAGCUUUUSAACCCUAAAAAGACGAAAARRCAUUUUCGAUGAGGUAAUGCGGUUGAAGARGUGCUMAUAUCUAUUCUUGAAGUAUCUGGUUGCGUUAGAUCUCAYAAAAAGAAUAAAACAAAAUGGGGUUCUCUGCACUCUUUACUAGAAAUAAAAAAUUCGUGAUAUU
Pseudo-nitzschia multistriata is the source of this 3271-nucleotide messenger RNA. The record is from the annotation of a GenBank genome assembly. NCBI's taxonomy places the organism in Eukaryota, Bacillariophyta, Bacillariophyceae, Bacillariales, Bacillariaceae.